AUUUUGUCGUGUUAGGUUACCCUGUCCCCUAGUUGUCAUACCAAUCCAUUGCUUCCUCCAUAUCAGUCUGUUCCUGUUGUUGGCCUAGUCAGUUACAUGGCCCCUCCCACUCCAUGUCUCUUCAUCUGAUUGUGACCAUGUUCAUGUCUUUUUCAGCUCUAUCAGGACCUUGUCGCUGUCAGAUGUCUCCAGCAUUCCUUUUCCACUUAUCAUCAUUCCAUGAGAAUGUCAUUGUGGUCUCUUGCGAUCUCGUUUUGCCAUGUUGGCAGCUUGAUGUGCCUUUUAGUUCACGAUCUCAGCAUUGCGGUCUGCUGGAACCAGUGGAUGUUGCUUGUGACGUCCGUUGAAGUAUUCCGGGACAUAAUACCGUUCGAUGGUGUAUUUGGUACGGAGAAAAUUAGCAUAUGUGAGGAUCAUCCCCCCAAUCCUCUCGA
Molecule: messenger RNA, 434 nt
Organism: Eremomyces bilateralis CBS 781.70
Lineage: Eukaryota; Fungi; Ascomycota; Dothideomycetes; Eremomycetales; Eremomycetaceae
Exons: 1
Coding region: 114-347 (77 amino acids)
Source: RefSeq, a predicted model, not a curated record